Molecule: messenger RNA, 3218 nt
Organism: Pogona vitticeps (central bearded dragon)
Lineage: Eukaryota; Metazoa; Chordata; Lepidosauria; Squamata; Agamidae
Gene: KREMEN2
Product: kringle containing transmembrane protein 2
Biological process (GO): multicellular organism development
Cellular component (GO): plasma membrane
Source: RefSeq, a predicted model, not a curated record
CGCCCCACCGCCCCAAAGACCCCGAGCGAGAAUCUCCCCCACUUCUUGAGAAGGGUCUGGUGGGCACCUACCUGACGAAGAUAUGACACCUGGCGGGGACGCGCCCUGAGCCACGCCAGUUCUGGACCACUACCUCCCUCCGGAGGGAAUCCGAAGCUACUCCGGAUUCACACGAGAAGGGCGGGGGGGGGCGCCCCACGAAGGGAUUGGCUGAGAGACAAGAAAGGCGGAGUGGGGAGGAGAGAGAGAGAGAGAGGGAUCCACAAACAUCAGCGUCCUGGCAAGAGAUCUACCAGAUUCAAGAGCUGUGACGCUUGGGCUCGGAAGCUGUGAAGCCCGCCAGAUCUCUCUCCACCGGGCACAGCGCGUCCAGCCAGACGACUGUCGGGGGAGGGCGUAAUCUCCUCCUCCUCCUCCCGCAACCAGAACCCACUGGAUCCCAAAGCUUCCGGGGAGCUCAAGACCUAGCGCAAGGGAAGCCGGGGAGUUGGCCCUCGUCGGAGACUUGCACCCUACAGGUCGCUCGGCUUUCCGAUGCGCUCGGACUGCUGGCCCUUCGGGCUACAAGACUGGACAGAGGCCGCUCCCGGACUCCAGCGGCGUCCUUUGGGGAUCCCCGCGCGGGGCCAGGGGGUCCUGAAUCGGGCACCCAGCUCAAGGCCGUCCAGGAGCCACACGCGCCCCUCCCCUGACAGCACCUCCCUGGGAUCGGGAAGAGAAGCACGAGAUUCCACUGAUCGCCACCGUCCUUCCUCAGCCGUCCUCGGGAUCCCGGAGAGCGCCCGGAUCCUUCCACGCCCCACUGUCAGCACAGAGGGAGCCUUUUGAGGUCCUUCCCUUGAUUGUCGCUGUGACAGCUCAGAGGGACUGACCGACCAGCACGCGUCUCCUCCUCCUCCUCCUCCAACCUCCCAGCACAGCCUGAGCUUGGGGGGUACCCUGGCUGUUCCGGCGCCCUCCAGUUGUGGGGCAGCCUCGGGGCCCCAGACAGAGGGGUGACUCCGUCCAGAGAUGCCCUGCGCAGUUUGGGGCCUCCUCUUGGUACUCCUUCGAGGAUCGCGGGCUCUGCAGAGGGCAGAGUUCUCUGAAUGUUUUAUGGUGAAUGGGGCCGAUUAUCGGGGCACGCAGAACAGGACCUCACUCGGGAAUUCGGGGCGUUCCUGCCUCUACUGGAACCAGACACGGGAACAUGCCUACAACACAGCCAAGUACCCUAAUGGCGAGUGGGGACUGGGCAGCCACAACUACUGCCGCAAUCCGGACGGGGAUGUGCAGCCCUGGUGCUACAUUUCAGAGAACGAGGAAGGGAUCUACUGGAAGUACUGUGACAUCCCCACCUGCCAUAUGCCCGGCUAUGUUGGCUGCUUCCUGGAUUCUGGGACACCCCCAACUUUGAGUGGAAGCAGUGGCACAUCUACCAAGCUCACCGUGCAGGUUUGCCUCAGCUUCUGCCGCAAGCGGGGUUACAAGUUUGCUGGAGUAGAAGCUGGUUACGCUUGUUUCUGUGGCCAUGAAGCAGAUGUCCAGCGUAGUCAGCCAGUGAGUGCAGUGGAAUGUGACCAAGUCUGCUUUGGCAAGUCCAGUGAGCUAUGUGGAGGGGAUGGCCGGAUUGGAAUAUACAAUGUCUCCAUGGGGGCCUGUCAGGGGAACUUCAGUGAGCUCUCUGGAGUGAUCUACUCUCCACAGUUCCCCGAUGACUACGAGGCCAACAGCAACUGCACUUGGGCUCUGCGACCCCUGGGCUGCGAUUCUGUGGAGCUCACCUUCCGAAUCUUUGAUGUCCAUGACCCCAACGACCGCCUGGAGCUGCGGGAUGGGCACAGCAACCUGUUGCUGGCCCAGUUUGAUGGGCGCUGGCAGCCAGGGACCUCCCUGCUCUUUCCCACUGACUACCUGCUCCUCUCUUUCCAGUCAGACCAGCUCCUGCAAGCCCAGGGUUUUGCCAUCUUGUACAGAGGAGUGAAGGGUUCCUCGGUCAACCUGCGCACCCUGCCAGGUGAUGGAUCUCGACUUGUCCCGACCUCCUCGGAUUGGCUGAACUCCACCUGGACCUACAGUGCCAGUGAUUCUGCCAUUGGAGUAGGAGCUUGGGUGAUGUACACGGCCACAGGGACCUUCAUUCUAGCCAUUGUCAUCAUCUCAUACCAUCUGCGCAAGAGGACCUGCCUUUUUGUGCAAAAGAAGAAUGGCAAUUCUUUGGUCCCCUUUUCAUCCAAAGGGCCACGGAGUCGCUGCCAAUGCCUCGGGGGUGAAGCGUGGGCCGUGGCUUACCGACACACCCGUGUGGUGAUCUGCACCACGCGUGGUGCCCCACACCACCGCCCACUACACAACAGCAGUGGGGUGGGCAGUGAUGACGAGACCUCCUCAGACUGCUUGUGCUUGUGCCAUAGUUAUGAAAAUCUUUCUUCCACCAACCAAUCCUCUCUUAAAUCUCUCAUCUCCACCAUCUGAGGCAACCCGGAUCCCUUCUCAAGUCCAUCAGAUCCAUGAAUCCAGCUCCUUCUUCUGUUGCCAACCUCCUCUAAUGGAACUUCUUCAAGUCAUGAAGGACUAAGAGACUGGGACCUUAUAAACAGAUCCAGUCAGGCUGGGAGGCAGAAGAAUGUGGGAACAUAAAGGAAAUCCAUGCCUUCUGUGGCACUAGUAACAACAUGCUAGAGAAAUUGAAAGAUAUUUCAUAGCAGUCUUGAUGUUUAGCAACGAUUCAUACAUCAAGAGUUCCUGACUGUCUGCCAUGGCAGUUUUCUAAGGCAUAAGAAUGCUAAAGUGGCUGGAGGAGACAUGUUGGCCAUCUCUGAAGCAAGACGUCCAAUCGUGGUGCUGAAAUUUUGCAGAAACACUUCCUGUGGGGGUUGGUGGAAGUACUUACUGCAACAGGAGGCAUGCCCCACAGCACUGUGGGAGAAUUUAGGAUUGUGCAACAGAAGAGGCACGUUCUCUAUAAUGCACAUCAAUAUUUGCAGGAUACAAAGACCUGGGAAUUGUGGGGUUCUGUGGCCAUAACCACAGAAUGGUGUGUGUAUAUGUGGAGAGGGGAUAGACCAUUUUAACAGAGUGGAUAGCCUGGGGAUACUGAAUGAGGGGACACUUGUGUGCUGAAUGCAUCUCACCCAUUGUCACUUUAGGACAUUUGGGUACAAAACAGAGCCUGAGGACGGUGGACACCAGGAGGCCGACUCAUCAGGGAGCUCUAUAAACACACCAAAUAAGAAAGA